Messenger RNA from Lutzomyia longipalpis, 2416 nucleotides. RefSeq lists its product as uncharacterized. The record is from RefSeq and is a predicted model, not a curated record. The coding region runs from base 717 to 1562 and encodes 281 amino acids. Lineage: Eukaryota; Metazoa; Arthropoda; Insecta; Diptera; Psychodidae. The transcript has 4 exons.
AGUGCGAGGGCUUCCAUGGAGGAUUUCGUAUGUGAAACGGGACACAAAUUCGGGGCUCCUCAAAUCGCCUCUAAAGUGAAUAAUUUAAUGUUGAAUUUUCAAUGAGGUGGACAAUACGUGCAAAGAGGGACUGACCAUAGCCAGCAGUACCAUUGAUUGUUCCUUCCACGCGAGGGAUGUGCAGAGUUAGACGGACUUUGGGGAGAUAAGUUAGUUUUUCAUGCAGUGAGUGUGAAGUGGCGCCCAUCAGUGUGUUGACUAAUCUUGAAAAUAAAUUGUAACAUUUCCGCACUCCUACUGCGGGAUCCAUAUUUCUUAUACUGCAACCGCGUGAUUGUGUGCCAAGGAAAUCGAUAAAAGGACUCUCCUUAAUUUUUUCAUUUUCUUGAAAAAUAAAUUUAAAAAAUUGAGAUCACUUCAGCCAUCACCAGGUGAAUACUGAAGGUGUGCAAAUUCUGACCUGUGUGGUCAGGAGAAUGCGUGCGCCACAGCCAGAGUGAGAAGAAGAAGUCUUCGGUGAGUGACCAAGUUCUGUCCGCAAAGUGAAUGAGUCUUGUGGCAGCAGUGAGUGGGUAGUGAAGAAGUGGAAAAUCAAUAUAGUGACGGGGUGCCGGGAAAGCCGAAGAGGCAGCGCGAAAAAAAAGCCAGGCAAGUGUCUGGUCGAAGGGGGGUACACCGAGAGAUUCCCCCCACAUUACGUGAAAUUCCGCGUGUGUAUGUGUGUGACCCAAAUAUCCCCUAUGCCAUCGUCAAGUGCAUCAACGUUUGGUAAGAGCACCACCAGCAUUAGUAUCAGGAGGCGCCCAUUUGUAUUCCUGUCCAACCUACUGCGCCGGAGGAAGGUGCUCGAGAUCGACGACAUGAUGUUUGAGCGUGGGAAUCGGGAAAUGAAUCAGAGAGCCCGCUCUGAACCAUCAGUGAUUAGCUAUAGUUGCACGCAAAUGAAUGCCGCCACCAAAGCCGCCUCCCCAUCAAUAUCCACCCUCACACUCACCCCAGGACGGUGUCGUGAUAUUGAUCAGGACAUGCAGGCAUUGCGACUAUCGCGUCAGGACAAUCCCUUUGUGCAGAAAAUCCUUGCGAGUCGUGAGAGCUUGGUGGACACGCUGGACGAUACGGUGUCCGAUGAUGCCAUCCUCAUGUCGCAGGAGUUCAAUCCUGAGCUCGAAUCGGAUCCCUUCACACUACCCGAGGUGCAGGAGCAUAUGAUUCGAUCCCCGCCACCCACAACAUGGCCCAGAUCCCCACAUUUCAGCAUAUUCAACUUCUCCCAGGAGAAUGUCCUCACAGUUAGUUCACAGAGCAGUGAGGAGGAUGCACCAAAUUCACGAUCCCGACUGAAUGAGAUUUUCUCACCGAAUCGACAGAUUCAGGUGACGACGGCUGAAAUAUCUCCAGCGCCAAAUAUGAGCAAAAGCAGGAAUUGUGUGAUGCUCAAGGAACACGGUGGGACGGCUCUUCCUCGUCCCCAUAGUGCUCAUCAUUGUGAAUCAGAUAGAUCAACAAUCCCACGUCCUCUGAGUCACUACGAAGGACCUCUUAGUGUACGGAAUUUUAAAUGAAUGAAGAAUCCCAUUUUUUCUGAGCAUUAUAAAGAGCUAAAGCAUGAUUAACUAAAGCUACACAAUUUUCAAUCCAACUUCUGCAGAAUCCUGAUAUUCACGAGAGAAUAUUCAUUCCUACAUAGAAAAAAUAUAUAUUUAUUAUAUUAAAUAAAAUAUAUUUAUGAGAGAUUUAUUUAGUGAAAAAAAAGUUUUUUGUAUCCAUUUCAAUUGAAUUGAAAUUUAGUUUAUUUUACAAAAAGAAAAAAAGUAAUUAAAUAGAAGAUAUAAAAUAAAAAAAUAGCCAAGUGAUAUGAGAAGCAUUCCAAAUUAAAAAAUUAAAUAAAAUAGAAAAAUAAAUAAUGCUGAUACAAUUAUUAGAUUUUGAACUACCAUUAAGACGAUUAAUGCAGAAAAAAAGUAAACUAAAUGUUAAUAAGAAAAGUUUGAUAUUUGAAAAGGAAAUAAGAAUGAAAAAUUAGUCAAUUUGCCGAAUGGAAGUAAAAACUAAAAGAAUAAAUUAAAUUAACUAGCAUAUAAAAAUCCUGUUCAAUAAAAAAAAUUCCAUUAAUUUAUAUAAAUGUUAAAAUAUUCGAAAAGGAAAUUAAGGAAAAAAAUUGUACGAUUGAUAUUCAAAAAAAAGGAGAGGAAAUAUCUAUUAACGUGUUUUCAAUCGGAUAUCAGGGAGAUGUAAUUUUUGUAUUUUUAACAUUAUAAUAUUGUUCAAUCAGUAAGUUGUGUUUUUUAUUAAAAAAAAUUUUUUUUUGCCAUUUAAUUUGCAAUCAUUUUAAAAUUCAAAUAAUAUUUAUUACAAAAAGUACUGUAUUUGAUGAAAUAAAAGAAAUAUGACUUGAAGUCAUGCUAUGAGAUUAAAA